Messenger RNA from Bactrocera tryoni, 462 nucleotides. RefSeq names its product cuticle protein 64. The record is from RefSeq and is a predicted model, not a curated record. Lineage: Eukaryota; Metazoa; Arthropoda; Insecta; Diptera; Tephritidae. The transcript is spliced from 2 exons. The coding region runs from base 1 to 462 and encodes 153 amino acids.
AUGUUCAAAUCGUUGGUUCUCAGCUUGGCUCUGCUCGCUUGUGCACACAAUGCGCUUGCAGGAUUUCUCGGUGGCUAUGGCUUGGGCCACGACUAUGGUCACUAUGGAGGACAUGGACUCUACGCCGGCUACGGCGGCUAUGGCCACUAUGGUGGUUAUGGUGGUUAUGGCCACUAUGAUCACGGCUAUGCGGCACCCAUCAUUACCAAGACGAUCGCAGCAGCGCCGGUGAUUACGAAAAUUCAGGCCGCACCCAUCAUCACGAAAACCAUAGCGGCGCCAAUUGUGACAAAGACCAUCGCCGCCGCGCCUAUAUCAAUUGGACACGGCUAUGGCUACGGGCAUGGUUAUGGCUACGGACAUGGCUAUGGUUUGGGACAUGGCUUGUAUGGUGGUCAUGGAUACUACGGAGGGCAUGGAUACUAUGGAGGACAUGGUUAUGGCUAUGGACAUGGCUGGUAA